AACCUUGGAUUCUGUCUUGAUGAGGGUUGAUGUAUAUUGCUCACUGACAUAAAGUGCAACCCCCCCCCCCCUUUCUUCCCCGACCUGUCCUUUCUAUACAAUCUAUAGCCCUCAAUAUGUACCGCCCAGUCAUGGGAUGAAUCCCACCAGGUCUCUGUUAGCCCCACUAAGUCAUAGGUGUUUAGUGCAAGCAGGAGCGCUAGUUCAUCCUGCUUGUUCCCCAUGCUCCUAGCAUUAGUAUAUAGGCACUUGAGCCCUGCGACUAGUGCCUUUGCUGCCCCCCCGCUCCGAGUCCCAAGGGGCCCCUUGUUUCUUACCUUCUCGUUUCUUACCUGUGCCGUAGUGCUGGUCUCCCCAUGGCUUUCAGGUUUCCAAUGUUCUCCUUCUUCAGGCUGGGCUGUCCUUGUGGGUGCCACAUGGUUUGGUGGUCCACAGCUUCCCCUGCCCUCAACUUCCCCUCCCCCCAACGAGCCUAGUUUAAAGCCCGCCGAAGGAGAUCCGCCAACCUAGUAGUAAACACACGCUUACCUUUGGGGGAUAGGUGAAGCCCAUCCCAGCUGAGCAUGUCCCUCGUCGUGAUGUGCGGGUCAUUGUCCAGGAAUCCGAAGCCUGCCUCGAGACACCACUGCCGAAGCCGCCAUUUGGUCUCUCUGAUGCAGUUCUCCUGCCGUCUUCCUCGUCCGGUCACUGGUAGGAUGGAAGAGAAAACCACCUGUGCACCGAACUCCUUCAGCACGCCACCCAGAGCACUGUAGUCCGCCAUCAGGUGAUCGGGGAUUCUCCUGGCCGCAUCAUUAGUACCCACAUGGACUAGGACCAUGGGGUAGUAAUCGGUGGGCUUGAUCCUGGCCUGGAUUACCUCCAUCACAUCCCGAAUCUUUGCUCCAGGGAGGCAGCAUACCUCUCGUGCCGAGGGGUCCUGGCGACAGAUGGGCCCUUCCGUACCUCUCAGGAUGGAGUCGCCUAUGACGAGCACUCGUCGCCUCCUCCUCUGGGUCCUCGUGGAUCUCUUGAUCUGUUCGGAGUGUGAAGAAUGUGGUGUUUCUUCUUGCCCAAGGGUUUCCUCCUCCCCUUCCAUCUCCUGCAGGGUCGCCAGGGCCUCGUACCUGUUCACCAGUCGGACUGGAGAAGCUGGUACUGGUUCGCUGCGAGCUGCUCCGGUCCUGGCUGUGACCGUCUGCCACUCUGCUGUGGAGGGCACUCCCCGGUCUGCUUCUUCCUUGGGUGCCUGGUCCUGCAGGGAAAGGAAAUAACUGUCAAUUUCAUCUUCCAACUCCCUGAUCCCCCUCAGCCUGCUAACCUCCUCCUGGAGCUCCCUCACCUGUGCCUCCAGAGCCCUAAGACGGGCACCUGCUGGACAGGUGUGGGGGCCCCCAAUCUCUGCCCCCCCCGGCCCUGCUGGGGAUCCCCCACAGGCCAGGAGGUAGGGGGACAUCAGCUCCCCCAUGGGCUCGGUCUGGGUGGAAGCCUCAGACCUGCCCCGGGUAGCCUUGUCCCCCUGGGCAGAGGCCCUAGCAGCACUCCUCAAUCAAUCAAUGCAAGAGACAGCUAAAUUGGUCCAUAGCCUGUUCCUUGGGAAUCCCUCAAGUUCCCAGAAGCUAUAGCAGAUCAGUCCCCAUUCUGGCAAUGGAGCUGGGGCCCACUAGUACCCAUUGCUCCCCUCCUUCCCUCAUCUCUAUAAUUUGUGUUCAUGGCUUUUUCUGCGACAGAGACUCAAAGCACUUUGUCUCCUUGUAGGGGUCAUCACUCAACCAGAGACCAAAAUGCCUUGUGAAGAAUAGAUUUCUUUUGCCACCUGCCUCAUAUCUGGUCCCUAAGUUCAAAGGCUCUGCAAAGAAAACAGAAGUAGGAUUCUGGGCCUGGGUCCACUGCUAGUGAAUGGGAGAUUUAAUAACUAGCACGUUUCGCUGCUAUUUCCUGGUCCUGCUCACCUGAACUGGUCAGGCUCCCAAGGGUUAAUACCCCUGCAUGACAUGGGCCAGUGCCCCCUAAGGCCUUGUCUACAUUCACCUGGUCAGCAAGCACUUUUGCUAAACCCACCCACUUUUCUGCCAGCAGUUACAUCACCUCUGCCAAGUGAAAUACAUCUACUGAUGCCCCAGAAGCUAGGAAAAGGUGUGAGUAGACAUUUGCAAGGAUCCUGUCAGCAACUGGUGCCUUUCUGGGCUGUACUUCAUGCUCUGGCAGCACAGCUGCUACAGUGGUGCUGUGAGGAGCUGCCAGGAGCACAUAGAUGCUUCUGUGCUCUGGCAAGUAGGCUGUUCAAUUGCUGUCUUGUUGCCACAGGCAAGUACAUGUAGAUGAGGCCAAAUUCUGGUGGCCACCGUUCCAGGCAUACCUGCCUCACUUGAACCUGAGCAGAUGUGUCUGAUGUGGGCUUUUCUCUUUCCUUGUCUUAAGAGUAGAAAAAAUAAGGGCAUGUACUUACUAUAAAACACACUUGUUUUACUUGAGAUUCUGCAUGAAAUAAUGCUUGAAAUGAAAUCUUAUUUCUUUUCUACCCAACAGGCAGUUUAACUUCACUGUCCUUUAUAUGAGGAAUUUAAAGUGGGCGCUAAACUUGUAGGACUCCUUUCAACGGUGACUCUCUCCUUGUUUCAGAGCUGACCAAUAAUCCAUCUGCAUCCAAUGCUCCCUUUUAGCGCUGUUUUUUGAACCUGAAUCCUAGGCUGUGCACAGACCAGAACCCAGCCUUUCUGUCUGGCCGCUGCCCACUCCCCCUUUGCUGACAAUCGAACCCUGCUACAGAAUACAGGCUUUUCAAGGUGCAUUUGUUUCUAUGGGGCCAUGGACAGUGUUCCUGAUUAGGCACAGUCUGACAUGCCAGAGAAACGUCACAGCUCAAGCACCUGGGACAAAUCUGGCAGGGGGGAUGGAUCUGACAGCACACAUUUGCAGCUAUAUUUUGCAGGCGCUCUCCCUGUCCACAGCUAGUGCAGAGCAGACUAGAAUAACUUCCCCAGCUUAGUUCCCUUUAGCAACAUGAGGUGAGUGGUGGAGAGCUUUGAGGAGGGUUUUCUUUUCUUUCUUCCUUUUUUUCUUUUUUUACCUUUUUUUCUAUCUAGGAGGGGGGAGACAUGAUCAUUAUUUUUGCAGGGGGGGGAAGUACUCAAAGUUAGAGAGUUUCCCAUGGAGUUGUGAGAGAGCAAAAGAGCUCGGUGUCUUGGAGCAGAAGCACUUCCUUGCUAAAUCACUUCUAGUUACUUUGUGUAAAAUGCCCCACACUCGUCCCAGGAAUCCGAGUCCUAUUCCAGAGGUGACCUGGGACUCUGGGUUCAAGGAGAUGAAUGAGACCUGGAAGGGAGCUAUCGCCUGCCUUGGAGUGGCUGUCUUCUUUGUGAUGACCAUUGGGAUUAUUUAUUGGCAAGUGGUGGACCAGCCGAACAAGAACUGGAUCGUGAGAGGGAGCACCAGCGGUCUCAUCUGGGAGCGACGGUCCCACUCCCUUAUCCUGCAGACCCUGAGUGAGGAGAAAACUGUGGUGGAAAUUGAUGUGGGCAACUUUCCUGACAUGGAGCUGCCUUUUGUGAAGAACUUAUGCUGGCUUAACAAAACAGAGUUCUGCUACACCUGGGAUGACACAGCAGACCUGAAGAUUUCCUUUGAACCUGGUCUCUCUGUUGGCACGGAGUGCUACAGCAUCUACUGGACACCUCUGCACUGCGAACUUACACUAAAGGAUUGCUUCUCAAUGACCAAUAUCUCCUGGUAUGGAGGAGCAAGUGUAAGUGCCCAGCGCUGGCCCCUGAACAACAUGAAUGCAAAAUCCCAGCCAUAUAUUAUCAGCAACCUCAACAAAAAUCCCAUUGGCUAUGGUCCUGUCCUGGAAAGAUACUUUUUGGGAUCAACAGGGGUAACAGUGACCAUUGCACCUGAUGUCCCUGUCUUCCUCUCAGUGGAGAGUAACAAACACUUCUGCCUGGAGAGCCCUUCCAGCAUAGACAUGAUUCCCUUGCAGUAUAUGGUGUGCAUCAGUCAAAACAUCACGUCUGCCCACCAGGAGGUGGGAAGCCAGCUCUCAGAGCAGGAGAGGAGGCUGCCAAACACAGACAUACUAGGGUUACCAAUCUGGAAGUAUUAUGGAGCAGCAGAUUCUGCUGCCAAACUGGAGCGAGGUUUAAGGUCUUUCUUCAACAGACUGAAAAGGCACCAUCUUGGGGAGGGGCUAAUUGCCAUCAAUGAACAUUCCACAAUGAUACUUUCCAAUGCGGACCACACACACUUGCCUGGGACCAGCAGGAAGAUGCAUAGUCCAAGACACUCCAGAGACCUCUCACUAAUUAAACCUCUGAAACUUUCCAUAACUCUGUCCCCUUACAUAAGCAUCAGCUCACAGCUGUUCCUGAUGUCUCUGCAAGAGGGGAAAGAAAACUACUGGUUGAGUCUCCACUCAGAAUUUGACAGCUGUUCGGCACCUCUGCUAACUACAUGGAAAGGGCAGUUUUCUGUCCGGCUGAAUGUCACCAGCAAUGCUGCAGUGAGCUGGUAUCUGGAGAGGGUGAGCCUUUUGCUGCAGAAACUGGGAGCAACAUAUGUGACCUUUGAAGGUGGGGAAGGGAACAUGUUUCUGGAGCAGGCAAUCCAUCCUCCCAGAGGACUAGAAGGAGAUAAAUACGUCUGCAUUUUAGCACUGAUGGCGUCUACACUGGGGAACUCAACAAUUAUUAGUGCUGGCACAAGAUCUAAUCACCUGCCACUCUUCGUUCAAAUGUCCUCACUUCAAUCGGACUGGAGUUAUGCUGGUCUGAAGAGCAUUAUUCCUUCUGUGCUUCACUACAGUCUCCUUGGCUACAACUUCUUCAUUCCAGAUGCAGUUGGAGGGACCCUUACCAAUGAGUUCCUGACAGAUGAAGAGCUCUAUAUUCGGUGGUUGCAGAUUGUGACCUUCCUUCCUGUAAUGUCCUUUAGCACUCCGCCAUGGGUCUGCUGUGAUGACUGGGUGCUGAAUCUCACUAGACAGUACAUACAGAGGCAUCAAGAGUUUGUUGUCCCACUCAUUUUAAAAUACAGCGAGGAGUGGCUAUCCAUGGGGUAUCCCAUCUUCCGGCCAGUGUGGUGGCUCAGCCCUAAUGACCCUAUCACCUUUACAGUAGAUGAUGAAUUUCUCAUUGGAGAUGAGGUACUGAUUGCCCCCAUAACUGAACAAGGGCAAGUCCAGAGGGACAUCUACCUGCCUGGGGAAGACCACCUGUGGAUGGACACCAACACUGCACAGGUGUUUGAUGGAGGAACUGUCAUCAGGAACUAUUCUGUUAAGAUUGCGGAAGUGCCUGUUUUUGUAAAGGUUUCUUCAAUGCCAGACUGUCCAAGGUUUCCAUCCUCCACAGGAGAAUGAUGCUGACAAGACUUGCUCUUUCUUUCUCAACAGACUGUUUCAUCCAUUUGUACUUUUCCAAGAACUCUUGUUUGGUUUUGAUUUGCUUUUGGGUUUUUUCAGUUGUGUUUAAAUCUUUUGUUGUCAUUUGCUACCAUUCUGAGAUAGCAAAAUAUGACAAGAUCUUUGGUGCAAAAUAUAGAUGCUUGUGCAUAUACAGCACAUCCAGUGAGAUCCUUCAGCUUCAGCUGACCUGAUCCUGUGUGCUAACUAUGAGGAAAGUCUUUGAUUAAAUAGCAGUGAAAGAGAGAGCCUCAGAGCCAUAAGGUAAUGGGAACAGCAGACCACUUUGAUGUCUAUUGGAAAAUCCUCUUACUUGGGGGGGAAAAAAAUCAGCGAAGCACAGAGCUAGGUAUGACAGAGAGCAUGACUGGCUUCUUUGGAAAGAAAUAGUCUGGGCUGCCUGCUUCUAGCUUCCUGAAGAAAAAAUAGGAUUGUAUCUUCACCUACCUCUGUAUAUCACAGUGUUUCAGUUGGGGAAAAUGGCAGCAUCCAUCUUCGGACCUUAUGUUGGCGUCUCAGUUUUUGACAAGGGAAAUGUCAGAGUUUCGUUAGACAAAGCAUUCAACAAGAUGAGAGCAGGAGAAAGUUGAUCUGUAGCAUGAGUGUAGGUUGCAAAUGUAAGGAGCCUUCUUCAUUUCAGAUGGAUAAUUAUUUUAGAAACUAACUUGUCUGCUGCCUUUUACUGCCACAUUCCCACCUCAGAGAACCUACCUGUGCUUUUGGGAACAGCCCAAAACUGAAAAAGGACCUUGCUCAUUUCCAAAAAUGAGUUAUCUGACUUUUAGAAGUAGUGAACACCCUGCAGCAUUUGGAACCUGCAGAGCCAAGGAUUUUUCAGGGUGGCAGCCCAAAGGGACAUUCAGAUGGCUCUAAGCCAAGAUAAUUUUCAGAGCUGUUUGUAGCUGUGCUAAGGAUAAGUUCUCAGUAGCUGAUAAAUACUGCAGAGAUAGAACAUGCAUUUACAAGUAGUGUUAGCAUAGUCAGAAGGCAGAAAUAGCUUGUCAGGGACUUAAGAUAGCCUUACCAGGGGGCACAACUAUAUAGGAAAGAGAAACGGUCAGAUCUUUAAUGCUAGGAGUGUAAGGAGCACAACAUCUUGGUUUUUUAUGUCUUCCAUUCUUAAUCCCCAGCUUCACUUAGGGCAAAUGUCUUUUCACCUGUGAUAAAUGGGCUGGAUCCCCACUCAGCAUAAAUUGGCACUGCCCUACUGGAGUCAGAGAAGAUGGGUUGAUUCAUACCACAGCCCAUUGCCUUCCUCUGCUUGUGCAACCCUUAUGGCAGACAACACUUGGUGUUUUCCUGACUUUUAUCAAGAGUACUGAGGCUGUCUUGGAACAUGAAAGGAUCACACAUGCAGCAGACAUGCUGAGAAAGGGACAAAUAGCCAGGUAUGCCACACACAGGGCACAAAGGGUUUCCCUGGUACAGCAUAGCAUGAACACCAGUUGUAGGAGAGAUGUGGCUGAGAAAAUGACUAGGAGUGAUACCAGUCAAUGCAGCUCUCGCAGUGUUGAAUGGCUACUGCCUUGACCUAGUAUCUAAUAAAAGUCUCCUCCAGCUAUUCACUGGCCUUGGUGCCUGACAUGAAAUGAACAGAACUGAUACUACAGGUUCAGCUCAGGUGUUCAUUUCAUGCUUCCUAUACUGAACAUGAUCUUGCUGCAGCUCCCACUAGCCCCCUUGGCCUUCUCAGUGUUUCUCUCCCUGCACCCUAAUUUCUGAGUUUAACAAACACAGGUCUCCUUGACUAAAGCAACCAACUAGUCCCAAAUUCAGAGGGUCUGAACUGGUGCCCCACAAGGAAAAGCUGGUUCUGGGGGAUCCGACUUCCACUUAAAUAUGCUUGUAGUGGUGUGCACUGCGUCCAGCUGCAUCUUCUGAGAGGAGAUAAGAUGCUUCCAAGUGCUAUGGGAUCACAGCUAGUCCUCGUCCAGUUAUGGAGGGAGCUGUCAGGAACACUCAGUCAUUGAGCUGCAUGAACACAGCUCAGAUAAUUAGCUCUACUGAUAGGAAGGACUAAUUGCUCCAUGGCUAAGCUGCUUCUGGUUUAUGAGGCAGCCCAUGACCAUGCCUAUUCAGCAGGAAUGUGUAUCACUGGGACCCCCAGUACUGAACCCAAGGUGUAAUUAACUGUUCCUUUUAGGUGAGCUAAUUAGCUCCUGCUUUCCCGGCCCAAGUGCUGCCCCAAGGAACCAAUGCUAACCCAAAAGAAGUGGUGUCGAGUAGACUGCUUCUAGUUUUGGGGGCCUGAGAAGAGUCCUGUGUUCCAGGCUUUCCUGAAAACUAUCACUGUUUCUGGCCCCUCUGUAGGUUCUGCGCGAUACUCUCCUUUAUGUUCUGUGCCAUCUUGAAAAGCCUCCAUGGAUCUGUCUGCCUGAUCAGCUCUCCCUGUCAUCUCAGUCUCCAGCUGCAAAGCUACCUUUCUUCUCUUCCCCUGUUACAUAUUUCCUCCCUCACACAGCUAUUCUUUCUUUUUAGUGGUACAGUUGCAUUAUUUACACUACCGUAGAAAAGCGCUUCAAGGUACAGUUUAUAGGAAAUAAGCAUUGCUACUACAGACACCGAAUGUUACUAGCUUUAUUGGGCACCCUUACCCAUGUAACGUGCUCACUGGGACUCUUUGUUUCCCCUACUGGUGUAUGAGCCCACUGCAGCUUUAGCUGUAAGAGCUGCAUCUUUUAACACAGGUAGUCUGUGUUUGCAUCAUAGAGAAUCAUAGAGAGGUAGGGCUGAAAGGAGCUUCCAUAGUCAUCCAGUCAAGGGGUUUUCAAAGUGGUUAACAAGCGUAUGGAAGCAGAGCAGCAGCAGCACAGGGUGGUGGGUGGUGGUGACAGUGCAAGCUUCCCUACCCCACCCCUGCGUCUGGCAGGCCAGGCGGCACCUGUGCAGCUCACAGAGGGGAGCUCCUGCCCUUGCCUGCCCUCCUUGCUCCUGGGAGGCAUCAGUGUGGGCUGGUGGGCGGCAGCACUCUGUCCUCACCCGCCUGCGCAUACCACCUAGGCCUAGGGCCUUCCCAAGUACCCCCAGGGGUAUGCAUACCCUCGGUUGACAACCCCUGAUCUAGUCCAACCCCCCUGCCUGAGGAAAGAUCAUCCCUGUCCAGACCACCCUGUACAAAUACAUUGUCUAACCUCUGAGCAACACUAGACAACCCUGACCCAACACAAGACAUAACACCCUAAUCUGCUACAAGUAAAGCAGGGGGACCACAGCCUCUACCAUCCUGCUGCAACAGUUGUUAAAAUAUGCUCAAGAGACCCAGGAAGAGAGCCACGACUCCCCCUUCCCCUGCUCUCCCACUACAGAGGAAGGCAAAACCCACAUAGUCGAUACCAAUCUGACCACAGGGUAAAAUUCCUUCCCAACUCCAUAUCCGGCAGUUGGUCUGACCUUGAGUGGAGGGGCAAGACCUUCUAGCCAGGAACCUCUGGGUUUAAGUCUCAGCAGGAGCACUGGCACACACCAAUCAAAAUCCCCAGCCUUGGCUGCAGCCAACAUCCAACACCUCUGAUGAAGGGUUUAAAAAAAAAUCCUGACACAUGUAGCAGCAGAAGGGGGGAAAAUUCCCUCUCAGACCCAUGCAGCAACCAGCAAAACCAAGAAGCUUGAGAAAAAGGCAUAGUAGAACAGAGGCAUAGCUAUGCCUAGAUCUUCCCUGACCGGUGGUUAUCCAACCUCUUGAACACCUCCAGUGAUGGAGAGUCCUCAACUUCCCUAGGCAGUCUAUUCCACUGCCUCACUGUUCUACUGAUGAAGAAGUUUUUUGUCUGAUAUCCAAUCUAAACGUACAUUACUGCAACUUCAAGCCACUAUGAGACAAUCUAAAAGUCCCAGAGUCAGUGUCCACUGUAAACAACCCACCCAGUAGCACGGCAUUACAUCAGCAGGCCAGGCCUUCAGUAACCACAGAACUGCCCACUCAGCCUGAGCAGCAGUCUGGGACACCCUGGAGUGUCAGCAUAAGGGAAGCUUGCAUUGCUGCUCUGCAUGCAUUGGAGAAGGAAAGUGCAGCUACACAGCACACGUACUGGGCCAGGCAACGGUUCCUCAAAGUUGCCACAUGUUUCACAUGAACUGUUCCUAAUCAAGAAACAGCAGAGCUGCAUUCAUGAAGCACUUUGCGGGUGGACUAAUGCCAGUGCUGAGUGACUGUGCCAUGGUGUGUUUGGGGAGGUAUCACUGCCUCGCCCAGUAAGCGUGCUGUCCAGACACAGCGAAAGAUCCCACAGCUCUUAACCCAGUGCUCUUUGCCGUUUGUUUAUUUCCUUUCUUCGUCACAAAUUAAACUUUUCAGGUUUCAACCUUUCCUCAGGAUGGGAAGAAGUGACUCACUAGGCAAAACAGGCUUUCUGCAUGCAGAAUGAGAUUUUAAAAAGUAUUUAAUUGUGAACUUAUCAGUUUGUAUUAUGGCUGCAUAGGGGUCUAGUAGAGUGAAUGCUGGGGAAGUGUGGCUGACACUGCAUGGAAAACUUUCUUUAAAAAAACCACCUACUUAGGAGCAGAUCCACUGCUGAGACAGAGAUUUUCCUUGGUGUGGUUUUCUUUGUUGUUUUUUUUUUUCAAUUUAUGUGAGUGGCAUUUGUAUGAAAAUGGAAACUGUGGCUAGAAUUCAUCUGGUUUUUGUUGCUUCUCUUUCACCUGCAGAAACCAAACCAGACUCCCAGCUGGUGCCAAUUAGUGCAGUCAAAGGAACUGUGCUGAUUUCACCAGCUGUAGAUCAGGCCCAUAAAUUUUACUUUCUGAUACCACAUGUAAUACUCUGGCAGAGAGCUGUAUGGUUAUUUAUUAGCAGAGAAGGAUGACUUAAAGUGGUGGGGGGAAUGCAUCAGUGGUCAUUCAAGGCAAAAUGUUGGCUACAGAUAGCUGGGUUUGUUGUGAUAUUAUCUGAUCUCACUGCCUCCCCAUUUCUUUCUAAAAUGCUGUAGGACCUUCAGAAAUUAAAUGGAACCACAGAACUCCAGAUUUCCAUCACCAGGAGGAAAACAUUUCAAAAGCCAGGAAAGCCAUUUUGCAUCACAUGCAUCUGGCACCAGUAAACUCUACACUCGUAGCACCCUCCCCACUGUUGUCCAAAGCCCAUCAUGGAGAAAAUCCUUAAAUCAGUUGGGCUUUCAAAUCCUGUGGAGGGGUGGAAAGGCCAGUAUUUUGCUAUUCUCAGGAAAGCUGCAUGCAGUGGGUAAGCAAGGGGGAGUGGUAGUUUGCUUCUGCUUAUAGGAGAAAGACAGCUCCCUUUAACUGCUCUGGUUCAGAUAAACUGUGUUCACUCAUAGCUCCCUCUCCUCCUUGGCUAGUGCUGCAAUAACUUCUCUAUCUUCUGUAUGAACCUAUUUCCUAUGACCUUGGCCACUUGUGUAGCUUUCUUAGAGCAGAAAUGGAAGGAAAGAUCUCAGCUGUUACCACAGUAUCAACCCCAUUUCAAUACAGAAAUUCCUUCUUCCGCUCUCAGUUUCUCAAACUUCACCUCCCAGUGAUGAUAACCCAAGUGCAAUGUAAAAGCUACAGGAAGUAGCUUGUGUAGCAGUGUACAGUAUCACAAGAAGAGCAUUGAGCAUUUUAGAUGUUUUUAAUCCGAGUUAGCAACUCUAAGCAGGGAACAAAGUCAACUCAGUGACUUUUCCAUUUUCAGAGGUCACCUGUAAGUGCUUUGGAGACUGCAGCUUGGUCACAUUAGGGUGGAGUCCUAUUCUUCCUCAGAGCUUUGUCCCAAGCGAUGCAGAAUUCUGCAAACAUUGAACAAAUUCAUUUGCUAUUCAAUGUUCCUUUGCUUCUUGCAAAGGAACAUUUCACAGGAGAUCAUUAAUGGUCCCUGAAUAGUGUUAUGGCUUAAUGUAAGAAAAGACUGACUUUGUUCUGUGUUGCAUCAUGUAGGAAAUGUUAGGGUUGGAAAGAAUCUGAAAGUCAGGCAGACAUGAUAGUGCACUAUCUUCAAUAGUGGACCAGCCUGGCAAUUAACCACCCAUUUGCAGAUUGGGAUAACAACAUUUUCUGGACAUAAAUCAGUGCAGAAUGUAUGAGCUGUUCUCUUAAAGAGCAAUCAUGAUAAUACUACAAGAUUAUGUGUAUUAUAAUGUGGCCACUUUCUGUUGCAGUAUGAGCAGCUGUCAUUUCACUAAAAGAGCUUGGUAGGGUCUUUAUGAAUAGUGCGAAGUUUCAGAGCUUGGUAAGGCAGGCCCAGAUUCAGUGAAAUUUCUAUUUAGGUAAGAACAUUGAUCAUCAGAUCUGCCUGUUAUAAGGGUUCAGCUGGGUAGGGAGUACAGGUUACAGUGGCGUCAGGUCAGGGUCUGGAUCAGUAGGGUGAAGAAUGUGGGACCAAGUCCCUAAAGAGCCAAGAGGGAGAUCCUAGAAAUGUAGUUUGGGAGGCAAGCCAAGAUCAGAAGCCAGGAGAAUCAGAGAGCUGGGUGCCAAAUUCUAGGGAAGACCCAUGAGCAGAGUCAGGGAAAGCCAAGUCUGGAGUUGUUGUUAAGGCCUGCCUGCAGCCUGAGGCUACAGGUAUACUUAAAAGAGCUGAAUGGUGCUCUCAGCAGACAAUCCAGUUAUGGCGGGGGGGCAGUUGCAUUAGCCUGGGAUCAAGGUCAGGUGUGGAAGCUCAAGAGCUUGGCCUGACCGGCCGGGCUUACCUGACCAGAGGCUCCGAUACCUGUCUUUGUCUCUUGUUAGUAUCAUUUAAACUUUUCUUAUUGGCUAAAAAAUGAUUGUCCAGGAAACAGUCAGCUGAGGAUCAGGUUACAUUAAACCAUUGGAACUGAAAUCGGUUUUGACAAACUGGAUCUGGAUUUGAAUGAGACUCAGAUAUUUCUAGGUUCAGUCAGCCACAGAGGAGAUGUAAGUGUGUGUAUUGCUUUGGAAAUACAAUAUGUGAUUAAGCACCAUCAAAUCCCAGGCCAAGAAAAUGCAACCCUCCAGAUUUUCCUAAAAGCCAAACUCAUUAAAGUAUCUUGGAAGCAAAAAAGGUUGACAGUAGAAAUGGUGCGUUGGACAGUCUUGGUCUUGAGAAAAAUUGCUAGUUUCAUGUCUUUUCUACCCCUCCUCCUUGCAGGUUUAGCAGCAGUCUGAGUUUUGAGAAUGGGGCCACAGCAAAUGGUAGAGUGAUUAUCCUCCAAGACUGGCAGCUUGUGAAUGCAUUUUCUCAUCAAAGAAGGCCAGGACCUGGCAGUGCACCACCUCUUCCCCUCAUGUGCCCAGUACUGUAGACUAUUUCAGCUGGAUUUUUAGCCUCUCCAAGAAGCAGUGGCUCCUGCUUUAAUGUAUAAUUCCACCUUGCAAAUCUGGAGCUUUCAACAUCGUUUUAGCUGUUUCACUUGAUAUCCCCAAGGGACCAUCUGAGUAACUUGCCUUUUGCUUUGCUGAAUCUGCUGAUCUCAGUAUUCAAGAGCAAAGGGCUGGAAAUGAUUCUUCCAAGGGCAAGGAAGCUGGACAGUGGUUGUGUACACAGAUUCAAGUAAUCUGGGAGAAUUCUCCCAGGUCUGUUCUCUUGGUAGAGAAAUUUACCCAGAUCAGUGUGUACAUUCAAUGCUGAGGCUCUGAAAAGUGAAGAGCUUGCAGUGCCUUAUUACUCCAGGAGGUGCUUGGGGGAACAGGGUCUCUCCCAUUCCCUGCUGAUCCCCCCUGGUAAGUUUAUAGAUGGCCACCAGAUCCCCUCUCAGCCUUCUCUUGUGAAGGCUGAACAGGUUGUGUUAUAAGUUGCCUGAGUGUUAAAGUUGAUAAAAUGGCUUUUUGCUAUACGAUAAGUAUUUGCUCUAUCUGCUAGUAUAGAUUACUAGCCAAUUGCCUGUCAAGAAUGAUGGGUAAGGGGUGCGGGCGGAGACACAGGCCUGCGUCUGGCUUCCCCCACCCAGUUUCAUGGCUAGGCCUGCUCCCCUUUACCCCCACUCCGCCACAGGGCUGGGCCUGGCCCCCCAACCCUCCCUGCCACCAUUGCAGGGCCAGGCCCGCCCCUCCCCCCAACCUCCCCACUGACAUUUCUGGGCCAGGCUGGGCCCGGUGCACCCAGCCCCCGAUACACUGCAUUUUGGGGCCAGGCCAGACCCGGCAUGCCCCGUCCACCCACCCCACCACCACUGUGGGGCUGGCGCCGGGCUCACCCCCCCACAUUCACUGCCACUGUUUCAGAGCCAGGCUGGGCCGUGCUGGGCAGCUCCUCCCCAGCUCCAUUUUGGGGCUGGGCCGGGCCCGGUGCGCCCCACCACCCUCCCUGUCACCAUUUUGGGGCCAAGCCUGCUCCCUUCCCCUGCAUCACUAUCUGCUCCCUCCCCCCCCCACUAUCACUAGUUAAGAAAAACAAAAAACACUCAACUUAUUUCCCUCGUAAAUUUGUUAAAUUUUGAUUUUCAGUCACAGGAUGUUGUUAUGCCAUCGUCUACAUCAAAUAUCAUUGAAGGCAGGAUACUACACCUGAUGAACUAACAACUUACCCCAAUAAAGCAAAUCCUGUGCAUGAUCCCACACCAUCAAGCUACAUUUGGUUUAUACUAGAUGUUAUACUACUAUCAUUUGCUAAAAACAUACUGCUAAUACAUUUAGUAGCUUGUGGCACCAUAGGAUAUGAAAGAGCUACUUGCAGUAAUCAGAAUGUUAAUGAAGUAUUUACUAAUGUAAACUUAAUUCAGACAGUUAGCCCCAUUUGGUUUGAAUGUCUCUCUUGUGCUCUUUAAUGUGGUAUGCUUGUCAUUUUCCAUAAUCAGCAACAGCACAGAAGAGGUUCCAACAUUUACUGUUGUAGAUGCAUUUUCAGGAAAUAGUGCUCCUAGAGCUAAUUGCUUGACCUAGCUUACUAAUACCACUUGGAAAAGGGAAACUAUGUCACUGGGCUCUUAAAAUAAUGAGAUUCCAUUUCUUUUUAAAAGGUCCACUGAGGUGGUCUCUUCCCACUGGUUGCCUGUUUUGCCAAAUUCCCUCUCUCAUGGUUACAGCACCGUACCUAGACUCCUGGCAGCCCUGAGCUAACUUUUAGUAUGGGGCCCCACCUUCACCAGAGAUGAUAAUAAUAAUAAUAAUAAUAAUAAUAAUAAUAAUAAUAAUAAUAAUAAUAAUAAUAACCAUUUCUGGGCCCCCUUUCUGUCCAGGUCCUGGGCGGCUGCCCAGUUCUCCCAUGCCUGUGCCCAGCAGAUGGUUAGACAUGCUGUCUGUAUGUCACCUCCACAGAGAUUCAAGAUUAAACCCUAAUGGGCCAGGCUGUCUUUGUGAAAUGCUGACCCCACUGACGUUUAGCCACUGACUUUAGUGGGGCCAAGAUUUCCCUCCACAUGAGACCCCUGCAGUAAGGCCCCUUCUCCCACAAAGCCCCGAGCUUCAAUGAAGCUUCAGUGUAGCAAACUGGAUAUUCUUGAGCAAACUCAAAUUUACUGUGCAUGUGUACAAGGCCCAGCACAAAGAAGCCCCAACCUGGUUGAGGUUUCUAAGUGCUAAUAUAAUUCAUGAAAACAUUUAAGCAGACUUUCUACUUUUGCAUUUCUGUCACAAGUCUCAUAAUAACUGUGUUUUUUAAGGCUUCAGCUCCUGGAGUCCUGUGUAUGCGCGAGAACCUCAGUUUUCAUGAAAAAUAAAAAUAAGUUUCUAGA
Alligator mississippiensis (American alligator) is the source of this 14934-nucleotide messenger RNA. Its product is annotated as SITS-binding protein. The transcript has 10 exons. The record is from RefSeq and is a predicted model, not a curated record. NCBI's taxonomy places the organism in Eukaryota, Metazoa, Chordata, Crocodylia, Alligatoridae. The coding region runs from base 3215 to 5335 and encodes 706 amino acids.